AUGGACCAGCUACUAACAGAUCCAACUGUAGGGAAAUUCUUGAGUGCUCUGGACCGCGAUUUCCGAUCGGCCUCGUGGGCCUCUGAUGAGGCAGCGGAUCUCGCGCUUUUUGCUGUGCUGGUGGUGCAAAAACGUGCUGUUGAAGUCUGCACGCAGCUGUGGCAUGAGCGCCUUCCAAAUCAUUACUUCGCUGCUAUGCAAGCUUUACGCAGAAGACUCAGCACUCUCGAACGCCCACUUCGACAAGUGUGCCCAGAUGACUCAUGUAUGGAGACAAUGAACUGCAACACGCUGGCUUUGCUUUUGGCUCCGGACUGUUUGUUUGCGGCUUCCGACUCGAAGCGAGCAAGGCUACAUGAACGAGUCAUUGACGCAGUCGUGCAGCUGGAGGUUUUAAAUGAAGGCGACUGCUUGAAGCUGACGCUGCGCGAACUGGAUCCGCAGGGCCCAGGGCCGGAGGAUGUCCACACUGGAGUGGCCUCUGGUCGAUCAACGAGUAGAUGA
Molecule: messenger RNA, 504 nt
Organism: Symbiodinium pilosum
Lineage: Eukaryota; Dinophyceae; Suessiales; Symbiodiniaceae
Source: the annotation of a GenBank genome assembly